Messenger RNA from Pseudonaja textilis, 4408 nucleotides. RefSeq names its product tubulin tyrosine ligase (gene TTL). Gene Ontology annotation, cellular component: spindle microtubule. Gene Ontology annotation, biological process: protein modification process; microtubule cytoskeleton organization. Gene Ontology annotation, molecular function: tubulin-tyrosine ligase activity. The record is from RefSeq and is a predicted model, not a curated record. Lineage: Eukaryota; Metazoa; Chordata; Lepidosauria; Squamata; Elapidae.
UCACCACUAUUUCUAUUCUGAAAUUGUUACUUUCAGAUAUACUGCCUUUGAUUCUGGAGGAACACCAAAGAACCAACUUUUUGCGGUGGGGAGUCUCUUUGUCCUAUGUGGUUGUUCGAAGUCAAUAUCCAUUUGACAUACAAGCAAUCAAAAUCAAUUUCUCUGUGUCAUCUGACAAAGACCACAAAAGGGAGAGAUAAUGUUAGAAUGUCACUGGAGAAGGUGAGACAGAUUUUUUUUUUAAUUUGGCUCUAUUCCCCUUUUCUACUCUUUUUUUAUUAUUAUUAAAUGAGCUGGAUUAAAGGCUAUCAGUGGCUCAGCAUAUCCAUUUUUUUGUUCCUAUGGAGAAAAAAAAAGAUGAAAAUCACCUGGUUAUUUUUGUCAGCUUGAAACAAAUUGAAAAGGUACAUUUUCCGGGGACAAAAAUGACACACGUCACAGUCUCCCCCCGAAAUACUCAUGGCCAGCAAUGCUUUGGGACCCAGCUAGCCUUCUAGCUGCCUAACGCCCUUUAAAACCGCCCUAGCAGCUGACGCUCGUCUGUACAUUAACAAUAAACAAGCAGACCAGCUUUACGGGUUGCCUCGCGUCCUUUCCCUCCUUGGGAAAAGACCUGAGGGGGGCUUCCAGUUACGUCAACCACAGAAGGGAGGGGAGCGGACCCAAUUCCCACAAGCCACACCCAUUACUGUGGCGCACUGUUUCUCAAUCACAGCCACUUUCAUAGGAAUGGACUUCAACUCCCAGAAAUCCUUGCUAGCUGGGGAAUUCUGGGAGUUGAAGUCCAUAAGUCUUAAAAGUUCCCUGGGUUGAGAAACACCGCUUUGCCUAUUCUCUGCGCUCCAUGCUUACGCUUCACUCCCCUCCCCACCAAUGCUAAUCGAAACACAGCAAUGCUCUGCCAGGCGGGUCUUUCCUCUUUUUUCUUUUUUUACGAUCACCCGAAAGAAUCUAUAAUCUGGGCCAGAUUGCGGCAAGAUUCCUCCCGGCUGCGUGUGAUGGGCCGGGCAGCAAAAAAAAAAAAAAAACCCGGAUCCUCCUUUUCCACUUUAUUGGAUGAAGAAUUAGACCAAGUAUUUUUUUUUUCUCCUCUCCCAAACCAGCCUUACGCAGGCCGGCGCCAUUCCUUCCACCUUGAAACUGGAUAGGCUCCGAAUUAACCGCACGGGAAGCCUCCUCCUCCUCACGGGGGAACUGAGAGGGCGGCGCGACUCAAUUACUCUUUUUGCGUCGUGAGGCAACCGCCGAGGCUCGGCCCCUCGCUGGAUCCGCCUCUUUCGGCGCUGGCCCCGCUGGGGUGGAGUCCUCAUGGCAAUGGGCGAGCCUCCGGGUCCAAAAGCACAAGGCAACCCCACAGAUGGGCGGCUACCCGCCUGCCGCAAAGGGGGCCGACGGUUCGGGCUUGUCAGCGUCCUCCGGAUGACGGGCAACCUGGACGGAUUCGGCGGGAGCUCCUCUGCCCCGGCCGCCGCUUUGGGAUGCUGAGCCGCCGCCUCGUCAGCAUGUGAGGCAGCGCUGCAGGAAGUGCUGGAGAGAGUUGAGGCGAGGAGCGGCUCUCCGAGAGAGAGUUGAAGCGGCUUUCUUUCGGGCGCGGCUCACGAGGGAAAUCAGGCCGAGCGACCCUCUUCCCCCCCACCCCCACCACCUUCAGCCGGGGACGCAGCUGCCGCCUCACCCGGAGCAGACGGCAGCCCGCGGCGCGGCGGCCACCCCAGCUGCAAAGGAGCGCCUCCUCCUGCGAUGCCGGUUUUAAUUUCUCCUGAAGGGCAGCCGAGAGACGUCGGCUUGCGUGAAUGGGCGAGACUGAUGCCCUUUUAAUUAGGGUUUUCCAGCUCGAGCUUCCAAGUGACCGGUGGCUUCCCCCCACACCCACCACCCUAUAAGGCUGAGACCUGCGGUUAAAAGAUGUACACGUUUGUGGUGCGAGACGAAAACAGCAGCAUCUAUGCUGAAGUCUCCAAGAUUCUCCUCUCCACGGGACAAUGGAAGAGGCUCAAAAGAGAUAAUCCCAGAUUCAACCUCAUGUUGGGCGAGAGAAACAGGCUGCCUUUCGGGAGGCUGGGUCAUGAACCUGGACUUACACAGUUGGUGAACUACUACAGAGGGGCUGAUAAACUUUGUCGAAAAGCUUCUUUGGUGAGAUUAAUCAAGACAAGUCCUGAAUUGGUGGAGGCUUGCACGUGGUUUCCAGAAUCCUAUGUGAUUUAUCCAACCAAUUUGAAGACCCCAGUAGCUCCAGCUGAGAAUGGCCUUCAUCAUCUGAUAAACAACACAAGAACAGAUGAAAGAGAAGUCUUUCUGUCAUCCUAUCAGAAGAGGAAAGAGAGUGGAGAAGGAAAUGUGUGGAUAGCCAAAUCUUCAGCAGGAGCCAAAGGUGAAGGAAUUCUUAUUUCUUCAGAGGCUACUGAACUUCUGGAUUUUAUAGAUAAUCAAGGACAAGUGCAUGUGAUUCAAAAAUACCUGGAGAAGCCUAUGCUCUUAGAACCAGGUCAUCGCAAAUUUGAUAUUAGAAGUUGGGUCCUAGUGGAUCACCAGUAUAGUAUCUACCUCUAUAGAGAAGGUGUUCUACGGACCUCUUCAGAACCUUACAAUAGUGAUAAUUUCCUGGACAAAACCUGUCAUUUGACCAAUCACUGCAUUCAGAAAGAAUAUUCUAAAAACUAUGGGAGAUAUGAAGAAGGGAAUGAAAUGUUUUUUGAAGAGUUUAAUCAGUACCUGAUGAAUACUUUGAACAUUACUUUAGAAAAUACAAUCUUACUGCAAGUCAAAAAUAUAAUAAGAAGCUGCCUUAUGUGUAUAGAACCUGCUAUCAGUACCAAACAUCUUCAUUAUCAGAGUUUCCAGCUCUUUGGUUUUGAUUUCAUGGUGGAUGAGGACUUGAAAGUUUGGCUAAUUGAAGUUAACGGUGCUCCUGCAUGUGCCCAGAAACUUUAUGCAGAGCUUUGCCAAGGUAUCAUAGAUGUAGCCAUCUCUUGUAUCUUUCCUCUGAAUGAUACUAUUCAGAAACAGAACUUACCAUCUGUAUUUAUAAAGUUGUCAUAAUUAAGGAUCAAAUGAACACAUUGGAAAGCGUCCACCUGUUUGGAUCCAGGAAAGACCAAGAAACAUUGAACAUUGCAUCUGCACAUCAUGCCAAAAAGAAGAAGGGAAAAAGUGGCAUAAUUUUUUAAUUUCAGAAGAGGAACAUUUCAGAGGAAAGCCCCAGAUGAACCAAAAAGCUCUCAUUGACUCUAAAUGUUUUAAAGCAUUGUUACAAUAACAAAUCCUGUAACUGAAGCCUUUCUUUAUGUUUGAGGACAACGUAAUCAUUUUUUAAAAUGUCAGCAAAAUCCAGGGGUAUGAUCAAGUCUUGUCUUUAUCUUUUUCCUUCUAAUUUAAUAAAUAGUUUUAGCAAAUGCAAGUUUCAGUAUCCUUGAGAGACUGAAGAUUUUUCCUCUAAGAUUUGUCCGUCUUUUCUUUCUUUACUUGCUGCAGUUCUAGUGCCUUAGCUUUGUUCCUAACAACUCUCCUAAUUUGUUUUGUUUGUACAAUGUUGCUUUUAAACUAAAACAGAAAAGCUGCCCUGUUUUGCGUGGUACGAAGUUUCUUCAAUAUCUUUGCCUUUAUAUAUAUUUAUUUGUGUGUUCAUUUUUUUUUUUAAAGGAUAUUCUUUGCGACAAACUAACUGUGGGAGACUGCAAAACUGUAUCCUUUUUUUUCUUCUGACAAGCUGGCACAACUGCAAAAUCCUAUUAUAUUCUUCUUUGUUUUUUUAAAAUGUCAUCCCUUUGCUUGUCUUUUUGCCUUACGGAUGUGUUUCUGAGAUAGUGAAAUUGAAGCUUUUAAAGGACUUUGAUUCUUUUCUUAUUCCACAAAUAUUGGUUGGAUCCAUGCAUUGCGAUGACCAUGAUAUGUGAAUUCACCCAGUAAGGCAUCACAAUACAUGGAACCCAGGCCAUUAUUCAAUAAAUCAUGCUUGAAUUCGGGUUAAGUAGCCAUUUUAUAUCAGUUCACUUGGCAUAGCAAAACAAUGGCUUGGUUGUUGAAGUCCACAUUAUUCCAUUUGUCUAUCAUUUGUGAAUUUAUAUUCUUUCUAAUUUGUCCAAUCUGAGUAAACUGAUGCUAAUCACAACCAUAGUAACCAAGUCCAAAUCAUGAUUGAAAAUCCAGUUAAAACCAUGUGCAAAGUGUUCUAGAGUAGACCAUAGUUCUAGGGAAGGUCAUUCCUGUCUCCCCAAUAAGUGGUAGGGCAACUGUUUUAUCCCAGUUCUGCAUUUCUUGCCAGCAUUAAGUAAUCCCACAAUAAUGCAGGUAAGGUAAGGUAUUGUACUAUGCUACAGUUUGUUACUAUAUCACAAUUGGUUGGUUUGCAUAAGCUGAGCCAAAUUAAACAAGCUACGUAAUGGCUUAGCAUGUUUUAAUUCAGGGG